AUGUUUAAGAAGGUCAGCAGAAGUCAGGCCAACCGCCAGAAGAAAAGACAGAAAAAGUGUAUACCGUGGAUUGUACACAUCUUCAACCACCAGUGCUUUGUCACCUACAUUACUGGCUUAUACAGCUGCCAGUGGAAAACCACGCAGAAGAUAAAACCUAGAUUUGGACCCUGCUGCUGCUCCUGGAGAGAGCAAUUAUUUUACCCAUUUCUGGUUAUUUCAUCUUGCUUGUCUGUGGUUUUGCUGUUCGUGUGGAUAGAAACCUCAAAUGAAUACUUUAGCUUUGACUGGGUUGUUUUUCUAGGCACAGGAUUCUGGUUCUUCUGGUCCCUUCUUUUGCUGAGUUUAUUUGGGAUUCUGGCUGCCUACUCUUCAUUGCUGUUGAUACUUGGAUUUUUGUUGAUCUGGGAAGGCAAUGAGCUACACCUGCAUUGGUGUCAUAAGAUCCUGACUCUGCUGGUGAUUGGGGUUUGCACGUUUUUUAUGUCGAUUUUAAGCAUUUACUGGAAAGACAGGUGGCUGACAUUUGGGCUCUCACUGAAGAUCUUUGCUCCCUACCUCCACCUGAGCAGCAUAAUCGUGAUGGUUAUCCUUUCCUGGCCCGUGGCCUUCUACUUGAUCCAUUUGGAACAUGAAGCUAGAAUGAGAAGACACAAGAUGACAUGGUACGAGAGAAGAGUGAAGAAAUUUAGUAUACUCACAAAGUUGAGAGCUAUACAAGUGGCUGUUGGAUUGCCCUUUUUUAUUAUUAUUUUAUAUCUCUAUUUGGUGCCACUGGGGACUUACUCUCCCUGCAUUCAGGAGAAGGAUAAAUUGGGACCCAAGCCAGACUUCUUUGGACAUAGAGGUGCACCCAUGCUGGGGCCAGAGAAUACCAUGAUGUCCUUCGAGAAAGCUAUUGAAAACGGGGUCGUUGGGCUGGAGUCUGAUGUGUACUUAAGUUAUGAUGAGGUGCCUUUUCUCAUGCAUGACAAUGACCUGAGAAGAACAACCAAUAUCAAGGAGGUCAUGCCAAAUGCCUCCUUAGCACCUGCUUCCUUCUUCACUUGGGAUUUCCUAUCGACUCUCAAUGCAGGCAAAUGGUUUGUACAAUCACAGUCCAAACCGUUUUACAACAUGAAACCCUUAUCAGAGGCUGACAGAGAAAAAGCAAGACAGCAGAUGAUUCCAAAACUAAGUGAUUUAUUGGAACUUGCACAGAAGGAGAAAAAAUUUGUGAUAUUUGAUCUGAACGCCCCUCCACCAAAACAUCCCCUCAGAAACACAUUUGUCCGCCGGGUAGUAAGAGUGAUCCUUGAGUCUAAAAUUGAACAACAUCUGAUUUAUUGGUUGACAGCUUUUGAUAGGCAUUUCGUCAAGUUGAAAGCUCCUGGUUUUCAGCAAGUGGGUCGGUUAUACUCCAUUGAACACCUUACAAAAGAAAAUAUCACUAAAAUAAAUGUUGACUACAAGACGUUGUUCUACACUGGGUUGAGAGAUUAUAAAGCAGCUAACAUCAAUAUCAACUUAUACCUUGUUAAUGAACCUUGGCUCUACUCACUGGCGUGGUGCUCCAGGAUUAACUCAGUGACCACGGAUAACAUUCAGCUCCUGAGGCAGAUAAAGCACCCUUACUUCUUCAUGACACCAAGGUACUAUAUGUUCAUGUGGUUUCUCAUGGAUGGUGUUUCUGCAGUUUUCAUUGUUGCCAUAUUUUAUUUUCAUUGGUGGAGAGAAAAUAAAAAAGAAAAAGCCUUGGAAAGCACCAGCAGUCACACAGGUAAAGAAGCUUCAAAUUUACCCAUAGAGCAUCCGUCCCGAAGUUUGGAAAGACCUUGGACUCUAAAACCCCUCUAUCCAGCUUUACCCAACAGAAUAAGGAAACACCCAGGCCCUCGCCAGUUUUUAGUAGCCCCCGAGGAGACAGACAGAAACCCAGAGCCAGUCAAGGAAACCACAAAACCAGAGAUGCCUGCGAAGGGUAACGUUAGACAACUAAUACCCUCCGAAGACUUUGAACCCAUCCAAACACCCACCUGGGAGGCCACCAGAGAGGCCACCCUCCAAACUGUAUUGCUUGCCUCGAAGGCAAAUGAACCAACAAUUUCCUCCCUAGAGGUACCUCAUCCUGAAACACAACAUAGAAGGAUGCCCACUGCUGAAUCCUCCCAGCAAUCCUCUUUGACGAUGGUUUCCUCCACAUCUUACAUAUCCUUACCCUCCUUUACGCUGUCUUCAGAGAAGAAGUAG
This is a messenger RNA of Rhinolophus ferrumequinum (greater horseshoe bat), 2229 nucleotides long. RefSeq names its product glycerophosphodiester phosphodiesterase domain containing 4 (gene GDPD4). The coding region runs from base 1 to 2229 and encodes 742 amino acids. NCBI's taxonomy places the organism in Eukaryota, Metazoa, Chordata, Mammalia, Chiroptera, Rhinolophidae. The transcript is spliced from 16 exons. Gene Ontology annotation, biological process: lipid metabolic process. Gene Ontology annotation, cellular component: membrane. The record is from RefSeq and is a predicted model, not a curated record. Gene Ontology annotation, molecular function: glycerophosphodiester phosphodiesterase activity.